Electrophorus electricus (electric eel) is the source of this 3768-nucleotide messenger RNA. It is a transcript of the gene col9a2, whose product is annotated as procollagen, type IX, alpha 2. Gene Ontology annotation, molecular function: extracellular matrix structural constituent conferring tensile strength. The record is from RefSeq and is a predicted model, not a curated record. Lineage: Eukaryota; Metazoa; Chordata; Actinopteri; Gymnotiformes; Gymnotidae. Gene Ontology annotation, biological process: extracellular matrix organization.
CAACGAUAUGUGGCUCGUCAGUAAACCACCAGGGUCGUUCCCAAACAGCUGAUACUCUCCCUGCAGUGGAGUUUUUGUCUUCCUUUCAGGUCACCAAGUACUCGCCCACGAAUACACACACCUUUCUCCUUGCCCGGAACCCUUCUGUCUGGGGCUAAGAGGCCAGGAAAGGAGUGGAAAGGCAAAGCAAGGUGAACCAUAGACCCUGGGAGUGGAGUAUCUGAAGGAGAGAGGAGCCAGACAUAACCCUUCACCAUGGCUGGACGCUUUACGGUCCUCAGAAGCUUGGCCCUCCUGGAGAUGCUAUGCCUGGCUCUGGCUCAAGUGAGUGGUCCACCUGGACCACAGGGCCCAGCCGGUCCUCCAGGCCCUUCGGGAAUUCCCGGAGCCGACGGCAUUGAUGGUGAAAAGGGACCUCCUGGCCCUUCUGGACCACCUGGUCUAAAGGGGGAUCCUGGUGAACCAGGCCCAGACGGACCUCCUGGGGACGAUGGGAUUGAUGGUUUGAUUGGGGGAAAAGGUGAAAGGGGUCCCAUCGGACGACCUGGUCCAAAGGGUCAGCCAGGGCCUUCAGGUCCUCCAGGACCGCCUGGACCUGGGCUUCCAGGACUUGCUGGACCACCAGGCCAAAUUGGAUUUCCUGGAAAAAUUGGCAUCACUGGACCUAAGGGGGUGAUGGGAACUCCUGGACCACCGGGGUUGCCAGGACCUCCAGGGAAACCUGGACUGCCAGGAAAGUUCUUGGGGGGAGAAGAAGGCAGUGCUGAUAUCCAGUGCCCCACCAACUGUCCUCCUGGGCCUAAGGGUCCACCAGGACUACUCGGCAUAAAGGGGCACAAAGGUCGUGCUGGUAUACUGGGAGAGCCAGGAAUCAUUGGAAAAAUGGGCACAAAGGGAGAUGUUGGAAUCUCUGGUGAGCAAGGAAUUCCAGGCCCUCCAGGUCCACAGGGACUGAGGGGUUACCCAGGAAUGAUAGGGGCCAAGGGGGAAAGAGGCCCUACUGGUUACAAAGGCAUUACUGGACCUGUUGGCAUCCCUGGAAUCCCUGGUAAGGAGGGAGCCCAAGGGCCUCCUGGAGAUGCUGGGGAGAAAGGUUAUAUGGGUGAACGAGGCAUCCAAGGGCCACAGGGAGGAGUGGGAAAGAAGGGUGAGAAUGGACUUCCAGGGAUUGAUGGAAAAGAUGGCACACCUGGUAUCCCAGGAAUAAAGGGAUCUCUGGGUCAGAGUGGCAGACCAGGUCCGCCUGGCCACCAGGGGACAGCGGGUUUGCCUGGGAGUCCAGGGACCAAAGGUGGAGUGGGAGAUAAGGGUGAGUCAGGACCCAGAGGCUUGGUAGGAAUGUCAGGAUCUCCAGGUCCCCAGGGUGAACCUGGACCUCCAGGUGAAGCUGGCAUGGAAGGGGUUCCAGGACCAAAGGGUGACAGGGGUGAGAGAGGACCAGUUGGGCCUCAAGGAAUUGUUGGCAAGCCUGGAAUUAAGGGAGAGAGAGGGCCAAUGGGCAUACCAGGAGCUCAAGGCCUUCCCGGGACCAAGGGUGACAAGGGAUUUCAAGGCAAAUUGGGAUCAAAAGGAGAUUUUGGUGAUCCAGGUGUAGAAGGCCUGGCUGGAGAGAAAGGAGAAAAGGGACAGUCCGGUGAACCUGGCCCCAAGGGGCAGCAAGGAGUGAGGGGUGAGCAAGGACACAAUGGUCCCACUGGUGAUCCUGGUAAACUAGGAGACCAGGGUCCGGCAGGUCUGCCUGGACCCCGUGGCCUGCACGGGGAGAGAGGAGUACCAGGCAUGCCAGGAAUACAGGGAGCAGCUGGCCGGGAUGCUUCAGAUCAGCACAUCAUUGAGGUGGUCUUGAAGAUGAUACAAGAGAAGUUAGCUGCCCUAGCAGUGAGUGCUAAAAGGGGUGCGCUGGGCGGAGCCGGAGUGAUGGGACCACCAGGCCCUCCAGGGCCUCCUGGAUCUCCAGGCUCACAGGGGCCUCAUGGACUCCCAGGUUCUCGUGGCAUUCCUGGCAUGAUAGGAGCUCCUGGUCAAAUUGGGAACACUGGGCUUAAAGGAAAGAGAGGUGCAAAGGGAGGGAGAGGAGACCCUGGCCAACCCCACCCAGGCCAGCCAGGGCCCCCUGGCCUUCCAGGUCCUCCAGGUCUGGAUGCCGUGGCCCGGGACGGAAAGGCAGGAGAAAGGGGGCCGCAGGGCAUGGCAGGUGAGGCGGGCUAUCCCGGCAAGGCUGGUCCUCCUGGCCUCCCUGGCUUCUGUGAAGCAGCGGCAUGCUUGGCGGCUUCAGCUUACACUUCUCCCAGACUGCAGGAGGCCGGAAGUGUCAAGGGGCCAUCCACUUAACACAGGCAGCUCACUGGAGCCUAACAACAUCAGAGAGAGAGAGACAGAAAGAGAGACACACAGUCCUUUCCUCCACCAGACAUCAUCGUGAAAGGCAGUGGAAUGUUUCAUAUACAGACUUUUCAGUUUAGUGUGCAUGUGUGCACAUGUGUGUGUAUUUGUAAAAGAUGACUUUAGAUAAUUUGAUUACAUAACUUUGAUUAUGUCGGCCAGUGUUAAUCAUAAGGAUAAUCUGGGCAAAUUUGGGGAUUAAUGGGCUGGCAGUGUUAAUUACAUUGGCACAUCUGACAAUGAACACAGUAAGAUGUGAACAUUACCAAUAUCUUGUCAUCAGGAUCAUUGUGAGCCUUGGACAGGACCCCGAGUUCCACUCUUUGGUGCUGGUUUUUUUUGUUUUUUUUGUUUUUUUUUGCCAUGUUCCCUUUUUUGUUAAUCAUCAUCAGAUUUAUUUGGGCAAAUGUGAUUAAUAUAAAAUUACAAAUGAUAAUCUUACAUUUAAAUUACAUAGAUUUUCCCUUAAACCCUGUGCAGACUGCACCAAUAAUAAAAAAUUAUAAAACCAUAGUCGAUACCCUUGUAACUUAUUAAUUACCUCAUGAAAAUGCUUCCCCUGUUUUUGAGUUUAUAGAUCCUGUGUACAUUAUGCCCCCUUUGUACUUGUUUCAUCUUAGAAACAUAAUCUAUACUUCUAAUUGCCCAGCAACAAAAUAGUAUUCUCAACAACAUUAUCACUGAUUCAGUGCUGUAAAUCUUUGUAAAUGUGUGAUAAUUUUAUAUGAAAGGUUGGGUUUACAAUAUGGACAGAAACCCAGAGUUAAUGAAUAUAAUCAGCAUUCAAGAUCUGGCAUAAACCAAGUUUAUAGAUGUCACUUUCCUGUUAACAAAAACAAAGGCAAACUGAUUAUCUUCAUUAACAAACACUAUUUAUUGGUCUUUAUUUGGUUCAAUUGUAAACUUUUUUCAUGGUUGUUCAGGUCAAUUUAAAUAAAUAAAAAUUACAGUUUUGUAAGACUGAAUGUUCUUCUGCAUCUUGUAAAGAUCUCAUAAGAAACCAAAGGUAAUCUGCAUUGUAGUAUGCAUUCUUGCAGAUUGUUAAUCUGCAUUAAUAUUAAUAUGCAUUGUUUCCUUGUUCUUUCUACUUUCUCCACAUUAUCUGGUUUGAUAAAAUAAAUGCAUUUGUGUUGAUGUAUAGCCUUGAUUCAUGGUGGGAAACAAAAGUCAGUAUUAAUCCCAUUCACGGGCCUUGUUGCAUGUGCACAAAAUGAGUGAAGAGAUCUCACGGAUCGCUAAACCCAGUUCCGGAAGAGCAUACUGUGCACUGCCAGAACAGAGUCUCACAAUUUUCCCAGUAUUGACAAUAACAAGAAAUGUAGUUGACACUGAAAGCUACUUAGUCAGAUAAAAUACUAUGUAGUCAGGUAAAAUUAGUAAAGUAAA